GUGAUCUUCUCUAUAAAUCAGGGUGGUUCUUUUCUUCUUCUCCAUUCACCACGAACUGCAAGUUUAGGUUUUGAUAUAUUGUUGAAAGAUUGUAAGACAUGGAUCCUGCAAGUGAACAGAACAGGUUUGAAUCUGAAAAUGCCGCGGCUGAGGACUAUAGUGCUACUGCUACUUCGUUUGAUCCUAGUCCCUAUAUGUCCCACCAAAAUCAAUUCAUCAAUCCAACCCAAUUUCAGUUUCCGUCCCAUUUCCCUCACAAUAUUCAUGGUAAUUUAGGACCUGGCUAUGGGUUUCAAAGUAUGAUGAGUGCUGCUGUUUCUUCGACACAACCACAAAGCUUUCCUCCUCCGCAAACACAGAAUCAUGUUUACCCUUCACAAGCACCGGACGUUGGCAAUCAGUCCAAAAAGAAACGAAAAAGUAAUCCUUCAACAACUCAAUCAGCCAAUCCUCCUCGGCGGAUUUGGACAACUGAAGAAGACACUGCACUAGUGAAGGCAUAUCUAUACAUUAGUGUUGAUGCAAUAAUAGGAAGGGAGAAGUCAGGUGGCACAAUGUGGAAUCGGAUCUUGAAAGUUUGGAGAGAAAAUAUGGGAACUUAUGAUGAGGACCUUUCAUGGACAUUAUGA
Papaver somniferum (opium poppy) is the source of this 629-nucleotide messenger RNA. RefSeq lists its product as uncharacterized. NCBI's taxonomy places the organism in Eukaryota, Viridiplantae, Streptophyta, Magnoliopsida, Ranunculales, Papaveraceae. Bases 99 to 629 code for a protein of 176 amino acids. The record is from RefSeq and is a predicted model, not a curated record. The transcript is spliced from 3 exons.